This is a messenger RNA of Aricia agestis (brown argus), 2446 nucleotides long. RefSeq names its product probable cleavage and polyadenylation specificity factor subunit 2 (gene CPSF2). NCBI's taxonomy places the organism in Eukaryota, Metazoa, Arthropoda, Insecta, Lepidoptera, Lycaenidae. Gene Ontology annotation, molecular function: RNA binding. Bases 190 to 2373 code for a protein of 727 amino acids. Gene Ontology annotation, cellular component: mRNA cleavage and polyadenylation specificity factor complex. The record is from RefSeq and is a predicted model, not a curated record. Gene Ontology annotation, biological process: mRNA 3'-end processing by stem-loop binding and cleavage. The transcript is spliced from 13 exons.
AAAGUUUGCUGUACAAACGGCGGUUUCGUAAAUCUAAUGCGAAGGAAAACUCAAGAAUUGUAAAUUAAAUAACUCUAAUUUUAACUUCAUGUGUGUUUUAAUACUACUCAGUGCUAAUUUCCCAAAGGUUACUGUAAUAUAUUAUGUUUUAAUGUAAAAAAAUACGGUUGUACACAAGUAACCCCCACAAUGACUUCAAUUGUAAAGUUACACUGCCUUUCUGGAGCUGGUGAUGAGUCUCCACCAUGCUACGUUUUACAGAUAGAUGAAUUUAAGUUCUUGUUAGAUUGUGGCUGGGAUGAGAAGUUUGAUAUUGACAUUAUCAAGGAACUGAAAAGACACGUAAACAGUAUAGAUGCAGUAUUAUUAUCACAUUCUGACCCUCUCCAUCUCGGCGCGUUACCGUACGCUGUUGGGCAAUUGGGACUCAACUGUCCUAUAUAUGCCACGCUGCCUGUAUACAAAAUGGGUCAGAUGUUUAUGUAUGACUUGUAUCAAUCUCACAAAAAUGUGGAAGAGUUCGACUUGUUCACCCUUGAUGAUGUGGACACUGCUUUUGAUAGAAUCACACAGUUAAAAUACAACCAGAGUGUGGAUAUGAAAGGAAAAGGUUUGGGUCUUCGGAUAACUCCUAUACCUGCUGGUCAUCUUCUUGGAGGCACAAUUUGGAGGAUAGCAGCGCCAGGAGAAGAAGAUAUUGUCUAUGCACCAGACUUUAACCAUAAGAAGGAGAGGCAUCUUAAUGGCUGUGAGAUAGAGAAAAUCAUGAGACCAUCUCUGCUACUGCUUGGAGCUAUGAACGCAGAUUAUGUGCAACCAAGAAGAAGAUUGCGAGAUGAAAAACUCAUGACCACAAUAUUGACCACUCUUCGGGGAGGUGGCUCAGUGCUGGUAUGUACAGAUACGGCUGGACGUGUGCUGGAGCUAGCUCACAUGUUGGACCAGCUGUGGAGGAACAAGGACUCUGGACUCAUAGCAUAUUCACUCCUACUGCUUUCCAAUGUCAGCUAUAAUGUGGUUGAAUUUGCAAAGUCACAGAUAGAAUGGAUGAGUGACAAAUUGACCCGAGCUUUUGAAGGUGCUCGGAGUAACCCAUUUGCCCUGAGGCAUCUUCAACUCUGCCACUCAGUUGCCGAGGUGACCAGAACCCCAGGCCCCAAGGUUGUGCUGGCAUCAUUCCCAGACUUGGAGACAGGAUACGCUAGAGAUCUCUUCAUCCAGUGGGCUCCAAACCCACAAAACUCUAUUGUAAUUACGUCAAAGACCUCACCUGGUACAUUGGCUCGGGAUUUGUAUGACAAAGGCGGUGACCGGAACAUUGAGAUGAUGAUCCGGAAACGCAUACGACUUGAAGGUGCAGAGUUGGAGGAGUUCUUACAACAGCAGCGGAACAAAAUCAAAGAUUCUAUAAAGGAGAUGGAGACGGGAAUAUCGUCGGACUCGGAGUCAGACGGCGAGCUGGAGAUGUUAGUGGUGACGGGACGACACGACAUCCCGGCUCGGGGCGGCGCCGCGCCCGCCGGCUGCUUCAAGUCCAACAAGCGACAUUACGCCAUGUACCCCUGUCAUGAGGAGAGGCCGCGGUAUGAUGACUACGGAGAGCAUAUUAAGCCAGAAGACUACCGGUUGGCAGAAAUAGUCGAUGCGGACGGAGAAAUCAGAGACGUCCUUCCCGCGCCCCCGCCAAAACAGGAGAUUGAAGAGGUGCCAAUGGAGAUCCCCACGAAGUGUAUAUCGAGCGUGCGCCCCAUCGCGGUGCGGGCGGCAAUCGUCGCGGUGGAGCUGGAGGGGCGGUGCGACGGCGAGUCCCUCCUACGUGUGGUCUCGCACGCCAAGCCCCGCGCGUUAGUGGCGCUGCGAGCGCUGCCCGGUGCUAGAGCUGCGCUUAGUAAACAUUGUGAAAGCGAAGGAAUAGAGAAGGUGUUUAUGCCGAAUCGUGGAGAGAUCGUCGACGCCACUACGGAGUCUCAUAUUUACCAAGUGAAGCUAACAGACGGUGUGAUGAGCAGCCUGGUGUGGAAGUCGGCGGGCGGCGCUGAGCUCGCCUGGCUGUCCGCCGUCGUCGCCGCGCCGCGCUCCAGGGACAAUGCUGAAGAGUCCGGCGUCGACGACGAGAUGAUGUCGCUUGAGCCGUGCUCUGCGGGCGCGCCGCACGCCGCGUCGUUCAUCAACACGGUGCGUCUCUCCGAGUUGCGCGCGUCGCUCGCUCGCGUCGGCCUGGCCGCGGAGUUCGUGGGCGGGGCUUUAGAGUGCUGUAACGGUACUAUUGCGAUACGACGGUUGGAUAACGGCAAAGUGGCGUUGGAAGGCAUUCUAUCGGAGGAGUAUUAUAAAGUACGAGAGCUUCUCUACGACCAGUUCGCUAUUGUUUAGUUAUAUUCUCGUAACUCGUGACUGACUAGUGACUACUGUAAUAUAAAUAAAAUAAAUAAUGUUAUUCUUAAAA